AUGGAAGAGACCUCGAGUUCUAUUACAAAGUUUGUAGAGGUACCUCGAUUAGACGUAACUCAGGCAACGGAAGCUGAAAUAAUUGACAAAGUCCACAAACUAUGUGUUGAGCAAGGAAUUCCGCUUGUGCUUGAAAACUAUCACUUAAAAAAGGAAUUUGACGCAGAGUUGUUUACCAAAGAAUGGAUUCAACGAAAUUGUGGUGACCAAGAGAUAGCUGCUCGUGAUGUAAAUAAUAUAUUGGAUGAACAGAUGAAAUUAUCGGAUUAUUUAGAUUAUGUUGAGAAAGUUUCAAAGAACACGGAACCUAUGCAACAAAAGUUAUAUGCAAAAGAUGUUACAUGUCCGAUUGUGUGGAAAGAUUAUAUUGGUAGUUUUUUGCCAAGUUAUUUUAGGUACAACGGAAAUAAUGAUUUAAUGUCAAACCUGGCACCUGAUCUUCGAGCUGAAAAUCUCAUGAUUUAUAUUGGAGUUGGUGGAACAAAUACACCAUUGCACAAAGAUAUGUGCUCUUCAUUCGGUCACAAUAUAAUGGUUUAUGCGGAUCCAG
Racocetra persica is the source of this 550-nucleotide messenger RNA. NCBI's taxonomy places the organism in Eukaryota, Fungi, Glomeromycota, Glomeromycetes, Diversisporales, Gigasporaceae. The record is from the annotation of a GenBank genome assembly.